Messenger RNA from Symbiodinium sp. CCMP2592, 1104 nucleotides. The record is from the annotation of a GenBank genome assembly. NCBI's taxonomy places the organism in Eukaryota, Dinophyceae, Suessiales, Symbiodiniaceae.
AUGCAUCCAAGUAUCGUUGCAUGCGACCCGGCCGCAGCCUUGGUUGAACAGGCGGAUGCCCCGAUGACAACGUCACCGAAUGCACUUGAGGUGGCGUGGAAUGUCAUCACUGGCGCUGUUGGUAAGCAGCAGCUCCAGGACUCGGCGGGCAUUGGAUUGGAGAGUGAGUCGAGACUUUGGAAACGAUUCACAGAUGUCUUGCAGUUGGUGCCCAGCGGCGCUUACUGCCCAGAUUCUGCAUUUGCACAAAAGAGGCGUCGCAUCUUUGCCGAGCCGACUGUACUCUAUCAGCGCUGCCUCACACACGGACAUGACUGCCCUCUUCCGUACGUGGACUACGACCACAGCGGCCUUCCUUGUACAGACAACAGUCGCUCGAAGCACGGACGGGCAUUCUUUGAGGGGCAGACGGGCCCCAUGUUUGCUGUUUGGGCCUUGCGCUUGCGGAGAUGCGGAGUGAAGCUGGCUAUCUUGGAGAACACCGUCGAUCUGCAGAUAGACGUUUUGGAUAGUCUGCUCAUCGACAUGUACGAUCGUUUUCAGAUCUUCGUGAACAUGGCUGACUGCGGACACUCGGCCGUGUCCCGCCCGAGGACCUACAUCAUCUACGCCCUCUCCGGGCAGUACGAUCUUCUGUUUGACCCCCGGGAGCUUUACCAGCUGGCAUCCAAGGCUGUCAAGUCAAUGCACAGUACGAAGCCAAGGGACUAUCUUUCAGCCCCAGAGUUGGAGGUACAGCUUGAGGCCAUGGAAUCCUGCCGACAGCGUGGGUUGACCUACGUGCCUGGCUGGACUGACUUAAGCUACGUGCUCAACCAGAGAGAGAGGCGUGUUGUGGAGGAGCUGGACGCCCUUUACAUGAAAGCUCCCGACGCGCUCCAGGCGAGUCUGCUCGAGACCUACCAGAAUCGCGGUCGCCUCGGCCACUACCUCGACUACCCAGGCAUCGACAAGUUUACCAAGCUGCUGCUGGACGGCCAGGACUGCUUCUCCGUCACCUUAGAGGACGGCCGCUGGUGGUUGUCCAAUGGUGAGAACGACCUGGAGCUCACGAAGGAGGCGGUACCGGACCUCCCCGCGACUCCCUUGGAGCUUGUGGCUUAG